Messenger RNA from Myripristis murdjan (pinecone soldierfish), 5666 nucleotides. It is a transcript of the gene pard6b, whose product is annotated as par-6 partitioning defective 6 homolog beta (C. elegans). Gene Ontology annotation, biological process: centrosome cycle; regulation of cellular localization; establishment or maintenance of cell polarity. Lineage: Eukaryota; Metazoa; Chordata; Actinopteri; Holocentriformes; Holocentridae. Gene Ontology annotation, molecular function: protein binding. The transcript is spliced from 3 exons. Bases 299 to 1522 code for a protein of 407 amino acids. Gene Ontology annotation, cellular component: nucleus; apical plasma membrane; cell cortex. The record is from RefSeq and is a predicted model, not a curated record.
CUGACCCAGGAGAGAGAGAGAGAGAGGGAGUCGGUGGACGCUCAGUAGUGGUGGUAGCUAUCCUGGCAGUGGCAAAUAUGAGAGGAGAUAAGUUUACAGACUAACUAGGCUGGUCGGCAGGCGUUGUCGCAUUCUUGGUGGGAGCUGGGGGGACCACGCAAACUACGGGACGUCGAGACACCGUGAGACACCGUGUGAAAACUGGAAUAAUAACUGGAUACACACAUUGUUGGGAUACACUCCGCGGCGGGGCGAGUGUGUGUGUGAGCUGUGGCGGCGGUCCUGCUGCUAGCGAAACAUGAACAAAAACCACCGAGUGCCGAGUAACCGUUCUCUGAGUGCCGUGGAGGUGAAGAGCAAGUUUGGGGCGGAGUUCCGGCGGUUCUCCCUGGACCGGUCGAAGCCAGGUCGCUUCGAUGAGUUCUACGGCCUCUUGCAGCAUGUGCAUCGUAUCCCCAACGUGGAGUUGCUGGUGGGCUAUGCCGAUGUGCACGGUGACCUGCUGCCCAUCAACAACGAUGACAACUACCACAAGGCUAUCUCCACUGCUAGUCCACUGCUACGGCUGUUCCUCCAGAGGAAAGAGGAAGCUGACCACUUGGCAUUUGGCACUGAUUCUCUGACCAGGAAGAAAAACACAGUGCUGUCGGCUGUUCUCCUGCGGCCUGACCCGAACAGGAAGAAACCGCCGGUCAUCAUCAGCCUCCCGAAGGACUUCCGUCCCGUCUCCUCCAUUAUCGACGUGGACAUCCUUCCUGAGACGCACCGGCGCGUCCGCCUCUACAAGCACGGCCAGGAGAAACCGCUGGGUUUCUAUAUCCGUGAUGGCUCCAGUGUCCGGGUCACGCCGCAGGGCUUGGAGAAAGUCCCAGGAAUUUUCAUCUCUCGAAUGGUGCCCGGUGGGCUGGCGGAGAGCACGGGCCUGCUGGCGGUCAACGAUGAGGUGCUGGAGGUGAACGGCAUCGAGGUGGCCGGGAAAUCUUUAGACCAGGUGACGGACAUGAUGAUCGCCAACAGCCACAACCUCAUCAUCACCGUCAAGCCCGCCAACCAACGAAACAACAUCGUCCGCAGUGGAGGAGGAGGAGGCGGCGCAGCGUCCGGCAGCUCAGGACGCUCAUCAGACAGUGGCGCCAGCUACUAUGGCUACUCAUCACCUGGUGGUAUCGGCGCCGCCGCCUCCACACCAUCACACAUCAUCCAGAACUUCCACCCAGAGGAGCUGGAGAGCGACGAAGACGACGAGGACCUGGUGAUCGAAGCAGGUGGCGAGGCGGAGCUCAUCCCCUGCGCCCCCUCCGCCAGCUACAGUAUGCCUUCGCUCCCGCGCUAUGAGCCACACCUCAACCUGCGCACCGCUGCCGCCGCGUCCACCUCCUCCAUCUCCAUCAACGCCAAUGGAACCCUGCCCACCAGCGCCAGCAGCGGGUCGCUCGGCAACAUCACGUCAACUACGCCGUCACCGGACAGAGCGAUGGAGAGGCGGAGUCUGGAGGAGGAUGGGACUGUCAUUACACUCUAGAGCACGCACACACACUCUCAUACACAUUUCAUACAUUUCAUCCAUACACUGGAAACCAGAGUUGGACAUUAACUCAAACUUAAACACAUCCAAACACAUUUCACACUGGAAACAUGGAGUCGUGGACCAGCAGUUUCAUUAAGCACAGCCACAGCAACUGUACCUAACUAAGCACAAAGUAGUGUGUACAUAUUUAAUCUGAACUCUACAUCAACACACACACACACACACACACACACACACAUCUUCUACUACACGCCAAAUGACCAUGCAUCCGUGCCAUAGCAGCGACAUAGCCCUAUGUGGCUGAUGGACAGAUGAAGUAUCACAUGUUGAGGAAGGAAGCAUCAUUUGGUAAAGCUUCCCUCCAAAUCACUCCUCUUUCCAAAAAUACAGACACACACUCACACACACACACACACACACACACACACACACACACCCCUCUCUACAUGUAUCAAAACCACUAGAAGCACUUGUUUUUAUCCAGAAGCGGUUGUUCUUCUAAUCUUCCAGUAGAGAGCGAUGAUGAGACAGGUCCUCCUCGCUCGUUUUCUCAGUCCUGUGAACACAUGAGAGCAGAAACUCCUGUGAACAGCUCACUGAGUCCAGAGCUCCAUCUUGCUCCACCACCCUCCUCCUGCGCUGUGUCUUGUGUUUUGUCUUGACUGGAGAAAAAACAGUCAAUGGAGGAUUUUGUCUAGAGCUCUUUUUGACAAUCUGUGGUUGUUUUGUUGUUGCUUUUUUUGUUUGUUUGUUUUUUUGUUUUGUUUUGUUUUUGCCUUGUCACCCUGCACCAGACAAGAUCCACUCCACUUCCCCAGGUGACAGCAGCAUGUGAUUGGUACUCUCGACUGUAUGCGGUACACACAGUAGUCAACCAAGUGCUGAGAUCUGCAAUAAUACUGUAGUCUUUCUUCAAGGAGAAGUGAUAUAAAAACAAUUCUGAGCCCUUUGCUUUGGCUCAGAUGCUUUUAACCACUGUUCUUAGCCGUGUUUCUCUCCUGACUUGUUAUGCUGAUGCUUGCCUGAUUGAUCAUGACAGAUAAAUAAUUUUAUUAAUUCUCUGAGCAAUUGUUGGGAACAACUGGACUUUUGAAAAUCCCUUUACCAUUAGACCUGUGUUUUAUGUUUUGUUUUUGUUUUGUUUUUUUGUCUUUUUUUUUCCUGUUUAAUUUUUUAAUUAUUUUUUACUGAGAAAAGUGUACCUCACAAGUGACCAUGUGACCUAUUUCCAUCUGACCGAUGGGAAGUCGCCAGCCACUGAUCCAGGACAUUACUCUCCUUGCCUGGAAAUGGAACAUUUAAAAAAAAAUCUAUUUCAUGUGUAAUUUUCCUUCUGUUCUCCUGCUCUUUUUCAUGACAAGGGCUGUUUCCCCUGCUGCAUGUACAAAGGUGACAGAAUAUGAUUGUAAAUGUGAUACUCUGUUUUUUUCCUCCUACCUUCAUCCCUUCUGGACCGUGACUCAAUAUCUCAUCUCAGCGCUGUAAUUCAUCUCCCUUUUUGUUAUUUUUCUCUCUAGCCCUGAGUUCACUUGGAUGUGUCCUGAGACGCUCACAUAUGAAAAGUGUCCUCUCCAGUGUUUCCGCUGCAUUUCCUUUUCAUCAUGUUGUUUUUCACUCGCCCUCUCCCCUGAACACAGUUAAUGAGACACUACAAAAGAAUGUAACGCAACGGUAUCGAGAAAAGGAUAUUAAAUUUCGACUUUGAGCCUAGAUUGCACAUGAAUAGGUGGACUGUGUGUUGAGAGAAAACAACAAAGCAACCGGUGGAGUGUGUUGCUUUCUGAUUGAACGGAUGAGUGUUACCAGAGUGACAGAGGAGAGCUACCAGUGGAUUAAAAUGAGCCCUGGUUAGACUGAGUCAUAUUUAAAACCAUACAUAUGCUGGCACACUGGGUACAUAUCAGUGCAGUCUGUAUAUUUGACAAAGGUGAGGUGACUCUACCUUAUGUGUGACUUGGCUCACUUGUGUGUUUGUGUGUGUGUGUGUAUGGUACCUCCAUCAAAGCGGAGCUGUUUAAUUUGGUUGAAAAAGUUCCCAACAAGGUUUUGAGAAACCUUCCCACCCUGCCUUCUUUCACAACCACAGAUCAGGCUAACUUCUUGAACAGAAAGUUUGUAAAAUUCAUGUCUGCAGUGUUUCCUUUAAAGGUGCACCAAGCAAGAAUUUAAUGCAAAAUAGAUUUGCAUCUGUCUCACCAGGCUAAAUCACAGCAAAGGGUCUAAUCCCCUCAAACUGAGACGCUGCAGGUUUGGCCUGUUUGUUCAGGUGAAAUUCUGGUGUCGGGUGUGAACACGUCUCUGUCUGCAGGAAGUGAAGAUGCAUCAUGCAAUAAUGACAGCUGAAGGACUGUUUCACCUGAACUGACAAAAAACAAACAAACGAGCAAACAAAAAACAUGGAGAACUAUGGUGACUCAACUGUCCAAUUUUUUCCAGUGUUUUGUCAGUUGCACCUUAAGGGUCUUCAGUUUAAGGCAAUUUUACAAUUUAAUUUUGCACCCUGAGUCAUACACAAACUGUCCCCUGAACAAUUUUCAGAGAGUUCUCCGUCCAGAGGAAACUGGUCUCAUCAAUACUGGAUGGUUUGCCAUCACAAACAGAUCACAGACCAUCAUAUCAUAUUUACCAUUGUUGGUUGGUAAAUAUGAUAGUGCUGAGUGCAGUUUACCGAUGUCACAUUACAAUAUGUUAUGGGUGUUCAAGGUUCAAGUUCUUCAAUCUAUUACCUCUCACUGUCAUUUGGAGCUUCCGGCAUACAAACGUGCCUAGUGUACCUUUAAAAUGUCUUCGAUUUGGGGUGUAUAAUUCUAUCAUAUGUAUUGGGAUUUUAUUAUUGCUAAUUAGAUUAUGUGUUUUUUGGAGUUUCUCAUCACGCCCCAUGCUCCUCGUUCAAAGACAUCAGUGUGGCACAGUUUUAAUCCCUGCUCAUGAAGCCAAUCUGUAAUAUUUAUUACCCUUUAAAUUCUGCACUAAGUUCUGCCAACUGCCUCCAUGCAGUGGCAGCAGAUGGUCUGGGUUAUUUCUCUUAUUGAUUUUUUGCAUUUGCCCCUCUGCUAAGGAACACUAACAGGGUGGUAACACUGACCAUAGCUCACUCACUGUACCACUCUCCACACACAUACAGGCUUCACCAGCUUCAUCUGAGGCUUUACCUGUACUGAAUAUUAACAAUACAGAUAAACACACACGCGCUCACAGAGUGAAUACAUCUAUCUAUAAGGUUCACAUUUGCGGUAAUGUUCAUUUGUAGUUUUGACUGCAGUGUUAUUGUUCAAAUAUUUGAUGUACCCAGGAUUUCAAACAGUUAACACCCAUGAGGAGGAACAACUUCAGUACAAUUCCACUGUGACAAACACAGAUUAUAUGCGUCCAGAUUAUAUGAGGUACUCUAUUUCCAGCCUGUUAUGGUACACAGGGUGCUGCCGAGUGGGAUUCUGUCUUUCUGUCUUCCCCGACAUUAAACACAGUGAUGAAUGGCGUUCUGAAUGGAAGACUUAGAAAUCAAUGUUAAUUUAUUUUCUUUAUCUCUAACUGUACUACAGGACACUGGGAUUGUAACCACAGCGACAUUGUUAUUUAUUCUCUAGCCAUGUGUCAGCAUAUUUUCUUCCUUUGUACACAUUUUUUUGGACUUUAUUUUUUAUAACUGAUCGUUAUGUUUUAUGAUUGUUCUUUUGUGUGUUGUAAAUCCGAUGGUAGAUCUCAUUCCCCAUUAGAGAUGAUUUGAGUAGAUAAUUAUUUUCUGGCUGAACAAUAGGGGUGUCUAAAAUGGGACUCUUCAAGACAUGACACAAUUAUUAUGUUUUUCCAUACUGUGAAUUAUUUUUACUUGGAGAGACACACCUCUGUAUGUGGUUAUCCUCUCAACAGACUAAACCCUUUUUUGCUUUGAUUUUUUUUUUUUUUUUUUUUAAAUGAUCGAGCAAUGAUUUUUGCUUGCCAGAUAAAUCCUUUAAGGUAUAGAUUUGUAAUGAAGAUUGUCAGUAUUUUCUUAUCGAUGCUAAAUAUGAUGUACAUUUUUAUCACAUUUAAUGAAAAUGUUUUAAGACAAAACCUGAGAUGUAUGAAUAUAUAGGUGCACAUGUGUACUUGGUGAUUCGAGGAGCUGGAUAAAAUAAACUAAUACGUAGCAAUCCUC